AUGGCUGCCUUCGACUUUCUCUGGCCCAUCACGGGCCUGGCACCAUCAACGAUGGCGGUGUCUAUACCGCUUUUUCUAGGCGCGGCUCUCGUCGUCAUCUUCAUCCUCAGUCUUGUCUACAAUCUCUACUUCCACCCGCUGAGGCGGUAUCCUGGCCCACGAUCUUGGGGCGCUACGCGCCUCAUGUACUCGUGGGAGCUCGUCCACGGGCGGGCACACAAGUCUGUUCUGGCACUGCACAAGCAGUACGGCGACAUUGUGCGUAUCGCGCCUGACGAGCUCUCGGUGUGCUCGCCCGCCAUGUGGCGUGAGGUCUGGGGCCGGCGCAAGACGGAGCUGGGCGAGAUCCCCAAGGAUGACAUUCACUACGCCGAGGCUCUCACCAGCAUUCUCGGCUGUCCCAAGAAGCAGCACACGCGCUUCCGCCGCAUCCUGGCCCCCGGAUUCACGGGAACGGCUGUUGCAGAGCAGUCUCCCUUCAUCAAGAAACACGUCGACAACUUCUUCCGGGUGCUCCAUAGCCACGUUGCGGCGCGGGGUCAACAGGCCAUUGAUAUCAGCGAGUGGUUCGACUUUGCUAUGGCCGACAUCGCCAGCGACUUGAGUUUCGGCGAUUCGUUCGACUGCCUCAACACGGGCAAGUAUCAUCCCUGGACCCAGCUCUUCAACGAGGCACACACGGGACAUGCCUACGCCAAGGCCACUCAGCGCUUCCCUCUGGUGACGCCCUUGUUCAAGUUGGUGGCCAAGAACUCGCCGCUGCAGAAGCGCUGGGACGCGAACGUCAAUUCCACCAGACGGCUUGUCGACAGACGUUUGCUGGAGGCCGAUCGACCCGACUUUGUCCGCGCGCUCGCAUCCCAUGGCAAUAGCGACGAGAAGGAGCCCCUGACGCGCGACGAAAUCCAAUGGAACGCCCAGAUCCUCAUGAGCGCCGCCUACGACACAACGGCCGUGGGCUUGACGACAGCGACCUACCUUUUGGCUAAGCAUCCCGAAUGGGCGCAAAAGGUGGCCGAUGAGAUGCGGGCUGCGUUCGCGAGCGAUAACGACAUUGUCGGGCUGGCCACGCUGGAGCUCAAGGUCCUCAACGCCGCUAUCGACGAGGCCCUGCGUCUGCUGCCGCCCGCCGGAUCAGCCAUGCCGCGUGUCGUGCCUGCGCCCGGCGAAAAUGUCUUUGGAGAAUUCAUGCCUGGCGGUACCAUCCUCACAAUGUGGAUGUGGUCAACGUAUCGCAACCCUGCCAACUUCAAGAACCCCGAUGAGUUCCACCCAGAGCGAUGGCUAGGUGAUAAGGAGUAUGACGGGGACAGAAAGGAUGUGUUCAUGCCCUUCUCCUUUGGGAUGCGCGCUUGCAUCGGCAGACAACUGGCUCGUGCCGAGCUGGGUAUCCUGAUAGGUCGCCUGCUCUGGAACUUCCACCUCGAGGUUGACCCAAGCGAGCGCGAAGAUUGGAUCGACCAGCCCAAUCUUUUGUUGUGGCAGAAGGGGACGCUCAUGGUCAAUCUGACCAGUCGCUAA
Messenger RNA from Colletotrichum graminicola M1.001, 1521 nucleotides. Its product is annotated as cytochrome P450. The transcript has 4 exons. NCBI's taxonomy places the organism in Eukaryota, Fungi, Ascomycota, Sordariomycetes, Glomerellales, Glomerellaceae. The record is from RefSeq and is a predicted model, not a curated record. Gene Ontology annotation, molecular function: monooxygenase activity; heme binding; oxidoreductase activity, acting on paired donors, with incorporation or reduction of molecular oxygen. Bases 1 to 1521 code for a protein of 506 amino acids.